Gossypium raimondii (Peruvian cotton) is the source of this 2781-nucleotide messenger RNA. RefSeq names its product cullin-1. The record is from RefSeq and is a predicted model, not a curated record. Bases 356 to 2572 code for a protein of 738 amino acids. Gene Ontology annotation, molecular function: ubiquitin protein ligase binding. Gene Ontology annotation, biological process: protein ubiquitination; ubiquitin-dependent protein catabolic process. The transcript has 20 exons. Lineage: Eukaryota; Viridiplantae; Streptophyta; Magnoliopsida; Malvales; Malvaceae. Gene Ontology annotation, cellular component: cullin-RING ubiquitin ligase complex.
GAAACUCGAUUCAAAAUUCAACCUACAAGCAUGCGUCAGUAAAACAAAAUAAUAAUAAAAAAAGGUGAAAAAAGGCUUCAAUUAAUCCUAAACUCAUGAAAUUUGUCAGCAAAUAGUAAUCCUUCCCAAGCACAAGCAGGCAAGCAAGCAAGCAAGCUUCUCUCCCUUCUCUUUGUUUAUCUCUUUCCCUCAUAUUUCACUGCCUGUUUACCCUUUCUCUUGUAUAUAAGUUUACUUUAUAUUUCCUUCUCCGAUUAUAGUGGGGGUUAGGUUUGUUUGUUUUCCUGAAGUAGCUCAAUUUCGAUCGUAUCUCUGAUUUUAAUAUUGAAGAAAUCUGAACUCCACUUGCUUAACGAUGGAAAACAAGGCCAUUGGAUUGGAUAAGGGAUGGGAUUAUAUGCAGAAGGGAAUCACAAAGCUGAAGAGGAUUUUGGAAGGACUGCCAGAGCCUCCGUUUACCUCAGAAGAAUAUAUGAUGCUUUACACGACUAUCUACAACAUGUGUACUCAAAAGCCACCUCAUGAUCAUUCUCAACAGCUUUAUGACAAGUAUAGAGAGGCAUUUGAAGAAUAUAUUACCUCAACGGUAUUGCCAUCUUUAAGAGAGAAGCAUGAUGAGUUCAUGUUGAGGGAGCUUGUUAAAAGAUGGGCGAACCAUAAAGUAAUGGUCAGGUGGCUAUCACGUUUCUUUCAUUACCUUGAUCGCUACUUCAUUGCCCGAAGAUCACUCCCCACACUUAAUGAAGUUGGGCUUACCUGCUUCCGAGAUCUGGUAUAUCAAGAAGUGCAUGCUAAAGUCAAAGAUGCUGUGAUCACCCUUAUUGAUAAAGAACGUGAGGGAGAGCAGAUAGACCGACCAUUACUGAAGAAUGUCUUAGAUAUUUUUGUUGAAAUUGGCAUGGGAAAAGUGGAUCGUUAUGAAGAUGACUUUGAAGCAGAUAUGCUUCAGGAUACUGGUGCUUACUAUUCACGGAAGGCAUCAAGCUGGAUUGAGGAAGAUUCUUGUCCGGAUUACAUGUUGAAGUCUGAGGAAUGCCUGAAGAAGGAAAGGGAUAGAGUGUCACAUUACCUGCAUUCAAGCAGUGAGACAAAAUUGUCAGAGAAAGUGCAAAAUGAGUUGUUGGUUGCAUAUGCAAAUCUUCUACUAGAAAAGGAGCAUUCAGGAUGUAGGCCAUUGCUUAGAGAUGACAAGGUGGAGGAUCUUUCUAGGAUGUACAGGCUUUAUUGUAAAAUACCUCGAGGCUUGGAUCCUGUGGCUAACAUAUUCAAGCAGCAUAUUACUGCUGAGGGUACUGCCUUGGUUCAACAGGCGGAAGAUGCUACUAGUAACCAGGCCUCAAGUGCUCCAGGUGUGCAGGAACAGGUACUUAUCAGGAGAACAAUUGAGCUGCAUGAUAAGUAUAUGGCAUAUGUGACUGAUUGUUUCCAAAACCAUACUCUCUUUCAUAAGGCCUUGAAAGAAGCUUUUGAGGUAUUUUGCAACAAAACUGUUACUGGCAACUCAAGUGCAGAGCUUCUGGCAACUUUCUGUGAUAAUAUCCUCAAGAAGGGUGGAAGCGAGAAAUUAAGUGAUGAAGCCAUUGAAGAAACACUUGAGAAGGUAGUUAAGCUGCUGGCCUAUAUUAGUGAUAAAGACCUCUUUGCGGAAUUCUACAGGAAGAAGCUUGCUCGGCGACUUCUUUUUGACCGCAGUGCUAAUGACGAUCAUAAAAGGAGUAUUCUGACUAAGCUAAAGCAGCAAUGUGGUGGACAGUUCACCUCAAAGAUGGAGGGCAUGGUUACAGAUCUGACAUUGGCAAGGGAAAACCAGGCCAACUAUGAGGACUACCUUAGGAGUAACUCAGCUGCUCAUCCUGGGAUUGAUUUAACAGUUACUGUUCUUACCACAGGAUUCUGGCCAAGUUAUAAAUCAUUUGAUCUUAAUCUUCCUGCUGAGAUGGUUAAGUGUGUGGAGGUUUUCAAAGGAUUUUAUGAAACAAAAACAAAACACAGAAAGCUUACCUGGAUUUACUCCUUGGGAACUUGCCACAUUAAUGGCAAGUUUGAGCAGAAGAUAAUUGAACUGAUUGUUUCGACAUAUCAGGCUGCUGUCCUUCUGCUUUUUAAUGCUUCUGAUCGGCUGAGCUAUUCAGAAAUUAUGGCUCACUUAAACUUGACCCAUGACGACUUACUCAGAUUAUUACAUUCGUUGUCGUGUGCCAAGUACAAGAUUCUAAGUAAAGAACCAAAUACAAAAACCAUCUCCCACGGUGACUACUUUGAGUUCAAUUCCAAGUUUACUGACAAGCUGAGGAGGAUUAAGGUUCCCCUCCCUCCUGUUGAUGAACGAAAGAAAGUUGUUGAAGAUGUCGAUAAAGAUCGGCGUUAUGCUAUUGAUGCUGCACUUGUGCGUAUAAUGAAAAGCAGGAAGGUUUUGGGCCACCAACAAUUAGUUUCAGAGUGUGUUGAGCAGUUGAGUCGCAUGUUCAAGCCUGAUAUUAAAGCUAUCAAGAAGCGAAUGGAGGAUCUCAUAACACGAGACUACCUGGAGAGAGACAAGGAGAAUCAAAACAUGUUCAGGUACUUGGCCUAAAAUUAAAUAUAGGGGCUUUGCAAAUGGUGCAUUGCAUUGUAGGAAAGUGGGUAUAUUCACGACAGAGGAAUUGGGGAGGGGAGUUUUGCCUACACUCAAUUUCUCUUACAUUUUCUUUGUAGUAUCAUGUAAAUUCAUUUUCUUUUUGAUGAAAAACAAGAAAAUAUAAUUACAUCAAAUUAAAUCGAACAAAAGCAUCAUUAGCCUUA